Molecule: messenger RNA, 1095 nt
Organism: Microthlaspi erraticum
Lineage: Eukaryota; Viridiplantae; Streptophyta; Magnoliopsida; Brassicales; Brassicaceae
Source: the annotation of a GenBank genome assembly
AUGAGUAUGUGGAAAGAAACUGUUACUUAUGGAAUGUGCUUCAAUAGGAUUGAUGGAGUGAAGAAAGACUAUUGUAAGCACUUUCUUGCCGGCGGAGAGGAAGGAACGCCGGAGGCCUUGUUUUGCGCAGGUUGCGGUUGUCAUGUUUGUUUCCAUCGCAAAGUUGUUACAAAGGAGUUUGAUAUUACAAAUGCGAUAGUUAAAUAUGGGGUGUGCGCAAAGAACCAUGCGGCUCAUUUAGGCAAGAGUAUGUCGUACGAUGGUUGCCGCGAGUUCUUGGCAGCCGACAAGGAAGGGGCUCUCUUUUAUUGGGUUGGGGUUUUGCGAUUCAAUUUCUGGGACGAUUUUUUCUGGGGAAACCGGGGAAUCGCGAUGGCCAGAGCGAGGAGCCGGAGCAGAAGCUAUAGUCCCCGUCCCCGUAGCAGGUCACCACCGCGCGAGCGGAAAAGCUACGACGAGAAUCGCCACCGUGAACGCCUGUCUUCUCGUGACCGCGAUUCCUCUGAUCCUUCUGGUUUGCUCAUCCGUAAUCUCCCUCUCGAUGCUAGGCCGAACGAUCUUAGGGAUUCGUUUGAGCGGUUUGGACCACUCAAGGACAUAUAUCUGCCGAGGAAUUAUUAUACUGGGGAGCCGAGAGGGUUUGGGUUUGUUAAGUACCGUUAUGCUGAGGAUGCAGCUGAGGCGUUGAAGCGAAUGAAUCACAAAGUUAUUGGUGGGCGUGAGAUAACCAUUGUGUUUGCUGAGGAGAACCGGAAAACUCCACGAGAAAUGCGUACAACUAGCCAUACAAGUGGUCGAUAUGGUGACUCCAGGAGGACUUCACGCAGAUCACCAAGGCGCAGAUACCGUUCUCAUUCACGUUCGCUUUCUCCGGCAAGGCGAGAACCAAGGCACAAUAAAGCAAGAGAGCGUGAUUCAUACUCUCCUCGAAGGUCAAGAUCAAUUUCCCGUUCCCCUUUGCCCCGUAAGGAGAGGGGUCACAAAUCUAUCAAUGUGUCUCGAAGCCCAAGUAGAAGUCCCCGUGAGGAGAAGGUGGUCUCUCCAGUCAGGUCUCGAAGUCUGUCAAGGUCACGUUCUCGGUCCAUCAGUCGUUGA